AUGACCCGCAUCGUCUCGCUCCUCUGCGCUGUGCUCGCCGCCACCGCCUCCGUCUCCUCCGCGUGGCCCACCUCCAAGGGGAGCGUCCGCUUCAACGGCGUCAAGAUCAUCAAGAAGGGCGAGACCUUCGACGGAGGCAUGAAGACCUACCAGCGCUCCGACAUCAAGUGCAAGGACCAGUCCGAGGGCGGCUGGAGAGACGCCGUCUUCAAGCUCGAGCCCGGCGCCAAGCUCAAGAACGUCAUCAUCGGACCCGACCAGCGCGAGGGCGUGCACUGCGACGACAACGACUGCACCGUCGAGAACGUCUGGUGGGAGGACGUCUGCGAGGACGCGCUGAGCAUCAAGGGCGGCAACAAGAACAGCGUCACCAACGUGCUGGCGUGCGGCGCCAAGAACGCCGACGACAAGGUCAUCCAGCACAACGGCUACGGCCACGUCAACAUCAACGGCUUCUACGCCGAGAACUUCGGCAAGCUCUACCGCUCGUGCGGCACCUGCGGCAACAUCAAGCGCACCGUCUCGCUCAACCACGUGUGGGGCAACAACCCCAAGGUGAGCCUCGUGACCGUCAACGCCAACAACGGCGACGUCGCCACCUUCACCAACGACAUCCACGUGCACACGAGCAAGGGCGUCAACGCCGUGUGCCAGACCACCACGUCCACGAACGGCAAGGAGCCCAAGGUCACGAGCAAGGGCCCGUCCAAGAACUGCGUCUUCAACAAGGACAAGAUCGAGUUCUACUAG
Phytophthora sojae is the source of this 750-nucleotide messenger RNA. RefSeq names its product pectate lyase. NCBI's taxonomy places the organism in Eukaryota, Oomycota, Peronosporomycetes, Peronosporales, Peronosporaceae. The transcript has a single exon. The coding region runs from base 1 to 750 and encodes 249 amino acids. The record is from RefSeq and is a predicted model, not a curated record. Gene Ontology annotation, cellular component: extracellular region. Gene Ontology annotation, molecular function: pectate lyase activity. Gene Ontology annotation, biological process: pectin catabolic process.